AUGGCUACUAAGAUCAAGCUCCUCCCCAACCCCCACUACCGCAAGUCCGGGAUCAAGUCCUAUGUCCACCUCAUGCGCAAGUACCGCUUCACCCCUACAAAGGGCGGGCGAUACUUUUUCGGCAGCUCUAUUCACCAGACGGGCCGCCAGUAUACUAGCCUGCCUGUCGGUGGCAAGGCCCGCAUCCAGCACGUCCUGCGCAAGAGAAUCGCGGAUACAGACCAGUCCGGCGAAGUUGGCGCCGACGACGUCCAAAAUGACGCCAUGUACCUGGCGCCAGUCAGUAUUGGGACGCCGGCGCAGACGUUGAAUCUGGACUUUGACACGGGAUCUGCGGAUUUAUGGGUCUGGUCAACCAAACUCCCCCAGGCGACCAUCUCCCAGCACAACACCGGCACAGUCUUCGACCCAAGCAAGUCCAGCACAUUCAAAGAACAGUCCGACUCCACGUGGAAGAUCUCCUAUGGUGAUGGCUCCUCCGCCUCUGGUACGGUAGGCACCGAUACAAUCUCGCUCGGCGGCUUGAAGGUCACAAACCAGGCGAUCGAGCUGGCCGACACCCUCUCCGCGCAGUUCCAGCAGGGAACCGGCGACGGUUUGCUGGGACUGGCGUUUAGCAAUAUCAACACGGUUCAGCCGCAGGCUGUCCGCACGCCUGUCGAGAAUAUGAUCGCUCAAGAGGACAUCCCGAAAUCUGCGGAACUGUUCACCGCGAAGUUGGGUUCCUGGAAAGACGCGGAUGAGCCGGAUAAGGGCGAGUCAUUCUACACGUUUGGGUUCAUCGAUCAGGAUACCGUGACGGCGUCGGGCCAGGAGGUAUACUACACCCCCAUCGACAAGAGUCAGGGGUUCUGGCUGUUUGACUCUGCCUCGGCGACUGUGAAUGGCAAGACGAUUGCGAGGUCGGGGAACAAGGCCAUUGCUGAUACGGGGACGACGUUGGCGCUGGUCGAUGAUGAGACGUGUCAGGCAAUUUAUGAUGCUAUUCCUGGGGCACAUUACGACGAGGACAGUCAGGGGUAUAUUUACCCAUCCAAUACGACAGUGGACAAACUUCCGGUCAUCUCGUUUGCCGUGGGAGACAAGCAGUUUGUCGUGCAAAAGGAGGAUCUGGGCUUCGCCGAGGCCAAAUCGGGGUAUGUCUACGGAGGUAUCCAGAGCAGAGGGAGUAUGACUAUGGAUAUCCUCGGUGACACAUUUCUCAAGGGAAUUUACGCACAUCUCCCAAUCGAAGUGCGCGAAAAGCUCGCGCUUCUCCCCGAGUCUCCCUCCCGCGAAGAGCUAUAUGUGCUCUGGACCCACCUCCUACAGAGGUAUUUCCCCUUCCCUCUUUAUGGUUCUCUCCCCAACCUGUCCGAUCUUCCUGACGAGACCGAGGUGAAGUACGCUCUAGGCAAUCAUCAGGAAUCAGAGACCUCACACAUCUCUCUUGCCGUCAGCCGCGAAUAUGGCCCGUUUGACCGUCUGAACUUCCUCCAUGUCUUCUGCCAGGCUGAGCCCAAGCAAGGACCAUGGUGCUUGGCAGAGCUGCAGGCUAUGUUGAAGGAACAGAUGACAAAGGAAUCUCACAGUCCGAUUGCAAGGGAGCGCGGGAUGACCAUCCACGGCGCGAUCGUAACCGGUCGAGAGGUCAAGUUCUACAAAUUGAAGCGCGACGGCUCGUUUGAAUGCAUGAGGUGGUUGGCUGAGGAGAAGGAGAGUCUGCAUAUCCUUGAGAAUAUGCGGAUCAUUACCUCCCACCUCAUGCAGGUAAACUAUGAGAGUGGGAAUGCCUGCGUCGAGAUCAAUUCGUACUACUACCAGUGCACACCAGCAACAGGUACUUCGACUGCCACCAGCACCUCUUCCUCUGGGUCUGUUACAUCUUCUGCCAACACAUCAGGCUACACAACGACUACUGUAUUCCCCAGUGCUACAGCUACACAAAGCCCUUAUCCUGCGGCCAAUGCCAGCUCAUGUGGGUCGUGGGCUCUCGUUGAUAACGUUUGCUGUCCAUACUACUGUCUCUCGAAUAAUGAAUCCGAGUCCUGCACGAGCGGCUGUACUGGCGGCUGCGGCAGUCCUGAUUCGUCCAUGUGCAAGUCCGGGACAAUGUGGGGAGAACAACAUAGCGUAACCUCGAACGAGGACUGGCAUUACAGCCGCUCAACACACUUUGGUUUGACCAGCGGCGGCGCCUGCGGGUUCGGCUUGUACGGCCUCUGCACCAAGAACAGCGUCACUGCCAGCUGGACAGACCCCAUGCUGGGCUCUACCUGCGACGCCUUCUGCACCGCGUAUCCACUCCUCUGCAAGGACCCUGCUAAUGUAACCCUUCGCGGGAACUUCGCCGCCCCAAACGGGGACUAUUACACUCAGUUCUGGUCAUCCCUGGCUGCAUCCGGCAAUCCCGACAACUACCUCUCCUGCGGCGAGUGUUUCGAGCUCAUCCGUACCAAAGCCGACGGGACGGACUACGCCGUCGGUGAAAGCGGAUAUACCGAUCCCAUCGUCCUCGAGAUAGUAGACAGCUGUCCCUGCGACGCGAACUCAAAAUGGUGCUGUAAGUCGACCCCUUUCGUCACUCCAACGCAAAAUCUCACAAGACCAGGCGGAAGCGGCGCAGACCACUGCGGCGAAAUCGACUUCAAGUACGGCUGUCCCCUGCCGGAAGGAUCCCACCACAUGGACCUCUCCGAUAUCGCCAUGGGCCGGCUACAAGGAAACGGCAGUCUCACCGACGGCGUGAUUCCCAUCCGCUACCGGCGCGUUCCCUGUCCCAAGCCGGGAAACAUCUACAUCUGGCUCCAUGAUGGCGCGGGGCCGUACUACUUUGCUCUGAGCGCGGUGAAUACCAACGGCCCGGGCUCGGUGGUUAGUAUCGAGGUACAGGCCGGUGGCUCUGGGAGCUGGAUUGCACUCGAGCACGAUCCGAACUAUACAAGUAGUCGGCCGCAGGAGCGGUAUGGCAGUUGGGUCCUCCCGCAGGGCAAGGGACCCAUCACUGCGCCUGUUGCGAUGAGGCUGACAGCGCCAGAUGGACAGCAGGUGGUUAAGGAGGGGGCAAUUACCAGCUUUAUCCCGCCGGCGACUGCAGUCACGGGGUUCUGGUAUAUUGAUCUGGGGGUGCAGUUUACCUAG
Aspergillus thermomutatus is the source of this 3120-nucleotide messenger RNA. RefSeq lists its product as uncharacterized. NCBI's taxonomy places the organism in Eukaryota, Fungi, Ascomycota, Eurotiomycetes, Eurotiales, Aspergillaceae. The transcript is spliced from 8 exons. Gene Ontology annotation, biological process: proteolysis. Bases 1 to 3120 code for a protein of 1039 amino acids. Gene Ontology annotation, molecular function: aspartic-type endopeptidase activity. The record is from RefSeq and is a predicted model, not a curated record.